This is a messenger RNA of Puntigrus tetrazona (Sumatra barb), 2468 nucleotides long. RefSeq names its product periodic tryptophan protein 1 homolog. Gene Ontology annotation, cellular component: nucleus. NCBI's taxonomy places the organism in Eukaryota, Metazoa, Chordata, Actinopteri, Cypriniformes, Cyprinidae. The record is from RefSeq and is a predicted model, not a curated record. Gene Ontology annotation, biological process: rRNA processing. Gene Ontology annotation, molecular function: protein binding.
UGCCUCGGCGCAUGUGUGACGUCAUCGGGGCGCGUCGCAGUGCCGUUUGCUUCUCGGGCAGUCCUCGUGUGUUGUUUUGUCGUCCUAAAUAUAUACUAAUAAACCAUGAGUUCUCAAAUAACGUGUGUCGGAUGGGUGAAGCACGGAGUCGCUAAAGAAACACCGGAUAAAGUUGAGUUGAACAAAGAGGAGCUACAACGUAUCAUAUCGGAGGCUAAAGAGGAGCUAGGUGAUCCCGGUGGUGAGGAGGAGGAGGAGGUUGAUGAAGGUGUGGUCAGUGGUCUAGAUGUCAGUGAAGAGGCAUCAGCUGUUCCGUCUGCUACUGAAGAAAUAAAAGAGGAAGAGGAUGAGCUUGCAGAGUACGGGCUGGAAAACUAUGAUGAAGAAGACAUCGCUACGUCAAAUCUUGGAGACAGUCUGGCGGGACUGACAGUGUUUGGCACCAAUGAAGAGGAUCCAUACAUCACCAUCAAAGACACCGACCAGUACGAGCGGGAGGAUUUUCAGAUUAAAUCCACAGAUAACCUGAUUCUAGCUGGACGGGCUGAGAAAGACUGCUGUAACCUGGAGGUUUACGUGUUUAACUCCCAGGAAGACUCUCUGUAUGUGCAUCAUGACAUCCUGCUCCCUGCGUAUCCGCUCUGUGUGGAGUGGCUGAACUUUGACCCCAAUCCAGAGGAAGGACAAGGGAAUUACGCGUCGGUGGGGAACAUGACGCCGGUGAUAGAUGUCUGGGAUCUGGAUGUGGUGGACUGUUUGGAGCCGGCCUUCUCACUCGGCAGCAAAAAGAAGAAGAAAAAUAAGAAGCGCGGCCGGUCCGUCAUGGCUUUUCGGGACGGACACACGGAUGCUGUGCUGGAUCUGUCCUGGAACAGACUGGUCAGCGCUGAGUGUGAUGAAGCGCCUGCGGAUGAGUCGGUGAUCCUGUGGGAUAUGGAGAAGGAAAACCAGCAGCGGCUGAAGACCCUCAAGAAACACACAGAUAAGGUUCAGACGCUGAAGUUUCACCCGUUUGAGGCUCAAACUCUCAUCAGCGGAUCAUAUGACAAGUCUGCGAUCCUGUACGACUGCCGCAGUCCAGACGACAGCCAUCGGAUCUGGCGCUUUAGUGGACAGGUGGAGCGCCUCGUUUGGGAUCACUUCACUCCGUGUCACUUCCUGGCGAGUACAGAGGACGGCUUCAUUUAUUGUCUGGAUGCUCGUUCGGAUAAACCUGUGUUUACACUCAGAGCUCACGAUGGAGAAGUUUCAGGGAUGGAUCUGAGCAGUCAGGUCCGCGGCUGUCUGGUGACGUCUUCAGCGGAUAAACACGUGAAGGUCUGGGACAUCAUGGGAGACAAACCCAGCCUGAUCCACUCCAGAGACAUGAAGAUGGGUGUUUUGUUCUGCGGCUCCUGUUGUCCAGAUCUGCCGUUCGUCUAUGCGUUUGGAGGACAGAAGGACGGGCUGCGCGUCUGGGACAUUAGUGACGUCGCUGCAGUCGCUGAGGCUUUUGGCAGCCGGGAACGUUUGGUGGCGAAUACAGUAUCCGGAGCAUCGAGCGGUGUCAUGGAUGUCUCGUAAAACACCGGCAUAACCUGAGGCUAAAUCAUUGACACACAGAAGACCAGAAGAAGAAUGGAGCAGUGCUUCGGAGUGAAUAACAUGAACAGCGUCUGUCAAUGUGCAGAACAGAUUUAUCUUCUGAAAAGAUAUCAGAACUUUGCUGUCUUUGACAAAUGUUUGAAGCCGCUUUCCUUUGAGGGAAUCUUAAGGAUGAUUGAAAUUUCUCUCCAUAUUCUUCAUAUUUCUUCUUCUUAGGAAGUGUAUAAAUAAUUAUGGUAAUUUCCAAUAUAAAACUAUGGAAUCUAAGACAUUCGUCUUAUUCUGUAUUUCAAAAUUUUCUGUCACUGUUUAAAAACAAAUUGCUUUAAUGCUUUCUCAAAUGGUUAUUGAAUAAAGCGAUCUCUAUUGUGGGGAUUCGCUGCCCUCCAGUGGCGUAUUACGGUACUGCUGGCUUUUAAGGUUUUUUUUUUUUUUUUCUUGAAGUUUUAUUUCAGAUUUUUUUAAUGAUAAAUAAUUGGCUACGUCAUUUUAUCCAAAAAAAAAUAUUUUUAUGCAUUUUAUUUUUUCAUAAUAAAUAAAGCGAUCUCUGUUUCAUUGCCCUCCAGGGUCGUAUUGCGGUACGCUUAUUUUCCCGUAAAUUUUAAUUCUUCACGAUUUGCCCUUUUUGAAUUAAAACGAUCUCAAUGUGGCGGUGUUCCGCUGCCCUCCAGUGGCGUAUUGUGGUACUGCUGGCGUUGAUCCGUUGAUACAUUUUUUUUGCUCCGUUAAAAUCCUCUCUUUUGUAAAUGUUAGUAAAAUAUGCUUGAGGAUUGUAUUUUAUUGUAAUGAUUACAUUUUAUUUUAUCCCUGAUUUUAUUUGACCCUUUUGAAUAAAAUGAUUUCGAUCGCGGUGUUCCGCUGCCCUCCAGUGGCGUAUUACGGUA